UAACAGCCACAGCAGGUCCAGGAGACCAAGACAGAACAUUGAGCUCAAGAGAAACCUGAGAGCAGCUUGAGAAGAUGAUUAAAGGAUUGCUGUCAGUGCUCGUGGUCCUGGUGGCUGUGACUUCUGUCCUGGGGAAGCCAGAGAAGACCACCACCUCCAACAAGCCAGAGCAGAAGAAGGAGAAAAGAGUUCCUCAGACUCUCUCCAGAGGAUGGGGUGAUCAGCUGAUCUGGGCUCAAACGUAUGAGGAGGCACUCUUCUGGUCACGCUCAAAGAACAAGCCUCUCAUGGUCAUUUUCCACCUGGAAGACUGCCCACACAGCCAGGCUCUGAAGAAGGCUUUUGCUGAGGACAAAGAAAUCCAGCAGCUAGCUGACGAGGACUUCAUUCUCCUGAACCUGGUGUACGAAACCACAGACAAACACCUGUCACCAGAUGGCCAGUAUGUUCCCAGAAUCAUCUUUGUUGAUCCUUCCAUGACCGUUCGGGCCGAUAUCACUGGCCGUUACGCCAACCGCAUGUAUGCCUAUGAGCCAAGUGACAUAAAACUCUUGUUGAGCAACAUGCAGAGAGCCAAGAAGUUCCUGAAGACAGAGUUGUGAAAAACUCCAUCAGGGCCGUGAGCCAAGACUGGAUGCUCUCCUCGAUGACAGUUAAUGUCUGUUAUUCUGUUUACUCAUGUAAAGAAACGCACUGUAAAUCUCUGAACUCACUUUUGGACAUAUUCUUUUUGAGACCCUGUUACUCUUGACCUUUAAAGACUAGCUUUACGUCUAAUGUACAGCAUCAGUAAUGCAUUGCUUUUUGAAUAAAUUAAAGAAACUGCGCUGAACUCA
This is a messenger RNA of Pygocentrus nattereri (red-bellied piranha), 836 nucleotides long. RefSeq names its product anterior gradient 2 (gene agr2). The transcript is spliced from 8 exons. Lineage: Eukaryota; Metazoa; Chordata; Actinopteri; Characiformes; Serrasalmidae. The record is from RefSeq and is a predicted model, not a curated record. Gene Ontology annotation, cellular component: endoplasmic reticulum. The coding region runs from base 75 to 602 and encodes 175 amino acids.